Molecule: messenger RNA, 800 nt
Organism: Anopheles maculipalpis
Lineage: Eukaryota; Metazoa; Arthropoda; Insecta; Diptera; Culicidae
Exons: 3
Coding region: 7-798 (263 amino acids)
Biological process (GO): regulation of transcription by RNA polymerase II
Cellular component (GO): nucleus; transcription regulator complex
Source: RefSeq, a predicted model, not a curated record
CAGCGUAUGCAGCAAAUAGAGAGGAAUGUUUACAGUGUUUACAAAAUAGCUCCGAAAAUGACCUUCGAAGAAGAUUUAAUUGCAAAAGUUCGUGCAAAUGAAGUCCUGUACAAUGUGAAAAAUGUAAACUACCGAAGGAAAACCGAUAAAGAUCGGCUCUGGCAACAGAUAGCGUAUGAAUUAAACUCAACAGUGGAUGCUUGCAAGCGUCGAUGGAAGAGUUUGCGGGACAAGUACAUCAAGCUGAGCCGGGUGGAACAUUCGGCAAGAGGAACGUCCGAUGAGGAACACCCCAAGAAGUGGCGAUACUACGACAGCUUGACAUUUCUCCAGGGAUGCAAAGCAACACUCACUACCAACCAAUUCCUAGAAAAUAUGUACCUCAGCGAGGAUCGAUUUAUAGACAUCAAAUGUGAACAUCCGCUAGCUCGACCUUUCGGACGCGAUGAAACCACGGUUACCGGUACUGUGACCCCGCUCAGUCCCGGAAUCGUAUCAGCAGAUCGAUUCACAUUAACCGAAACCCGUGGACUAACAACGGGGACACACGAUCUCUCCAGUGGUGCCAGCAGUGGUAGCCGCAAGCGCGAACUAGAUCUCAUCGAAUCGGAGUGCAUCAAAAUCAUCCGCUCGGCGGCAGAAGCAGUGCAAAUGGAAGCCAGUGCCAAUAUUCGCCGAAGCAGCACACAACUGCUCUUUGAAGCACUGGCUCAGCGGAUCGAUGAGGCGAAUCUACCGGCCAGCCGACUCAAUGCCAUCCAGACAGCAGUCACCAAUCUGGUGUAUUCGUCCUUAUGAGC